This is a messenger RNA of Cladophialophora yegresii CBS 114405, 633 nucleotides long. RefSeq lists its product as uncharacterized. The record is from RefSeq and is a predicted model, not a curated record. The transcript is spliced from 4 exons. Bases 1 to 633 code for a protein of 210 amino acids. Lineage: Eukaryota; Fungi; Ascomycota; Eurotiomycetes; Chaetothyriales; Herpotrichiellaceae.
AUGGUGUACUAUUUCAAGUCGACUGCGGUUGAUCCGCCUGCUUUCCUGUACGUGGGUAAAGACAAAGAAGAGAAUGAGGACCUGAUCAAAUUUGGCUGGGAUGAAGAUUUUCACGUGGACAAUUUGUCGAGUGCACACGUUUAUCUAAGACUCCAAUCUGGCGAAUCGUGGACAUCAAUACCCAAAGAGCUACUGGAGGACUGUGCUCAGCUAACCAAGGCAAACUCGAUCGAAGGCAACAAAAAGGACAACAUAACAGUCAUCUACACGCCGUGGUCGAAUCUGCGUAAAGAUGCAUCGAUGGCAACUGGCCAAGUGUCAUUCCACGACCCUAAAAUGGUGAAGAAAGUCCACGUCCCCGUACGACAAAAUGCCAUUGUCAACCGAUUGAACAAAACCCGCGAGGAGAAAUUUCCUGAUUUUGGAGCGGAAAGGGAGGCGAAGCAGAGAGAAAAGCGCAAGGCUGAGAGGAUGGAGCGAGAAAAGCUGAAGGCCAAAGACCGGGAGGAGAGACAGCGGCGUGAAGAGCUGAGGUGGCAGAAAGACCAUGCCUACGAUGACUUUAUGAGAGAGGACAACAUGGUGAGCAAUCAAGACAGAGAUGCCGGCUUCUACGAGGACGAUUUCAUGUAG